Messenger RNA from Suillus clintonianus, 1385 nucleotides. RefSeq names its product mitochondrial carrier domain-containing protein. The transcript has 6 exons. Gene Ontology annotation, biological process: transmembrane transport. Lineage: Eukaryota; Fungi; Basidiomycota; Agaricomycetes; Boletales; Suillaceae. The record is from RefSeq and is a predicted model, not a curated record. The coding region runs from base 123 to 1199 and encodes 358 amino acids.
AAGUACUUGUCCGUAUAGCACCACAGGCUGAGCCCCGUGCUUUGCUUCACCCGCUCCCUUUCACGUCCCUAUCAUAAAUAACCCUUAAUCACUCUCUUCAUGCACUUUUUGCCCAAGCUUUCAUGACAUCCACACAGUCGUCACAAUCUUCACAGCCGAAAAUCUCCAACAGCAUGGCAGCUGUGAACGGACAAAAACAAACGUUCUGGAUGCCAGAGAUAGCAUCAUAUUUUGUCGCAGGUGGAGCUGCUGGCGCUGCUUCACGCACAGUCGUUAGUCCUUUAGAAAGGCUCAAAAUCAUCCAACAAGUGCAACCACGAACGUCAGAUGGCCAGUACAAGGGGGUCUGGCGGAGUCUUGUGAGGAUGUUCAAGGAGGAAGGCUUCAAAGGCUUCAUGAGAGGGAACGGGAUUAACUGCCUCCGAAUCGUGCCUUACAGCGCUGUGCAGUUCACUACGUACGAACAAUUGAAGAAGUGGUUUACGGGCUAUGGGACAAAAGAACUCGAUACCCCCAAACGGCUGGCUAGUGGUGCGCUAGCGGGGAUCACAUCUGUUUGCGCGACAUACCCACUAGACCUUGUACGGUCAAGGUUGUCGAUAGCGACGGCUAGCAUACCUUUACAAACCGAACAGGCACUACCGAACUCGUCAGUUAUGCCGGUAUCUGGGGCGAAGCAGGCGUUAUCAUCUGCGUAUCAUACUUCUUCCAGUUCACUAAAUCAAACGGUGUCAAAGAGACCCGAGCUAACCGUGGUCGGAAUGACAUUGAAAGUGAUGCGAGAAGAGGGUGGAGUUCCCGGUCUUUACCGGGGCCUGGUCACUACUGCUGUUGGAGUUGCACCAUACGUAGGCAUCAACUUUGCAACAUAUGAGGCGUUGCGUGGGGUCAUGACGCCUCCCGGAAAAAACAACAUUGUGAGGAAGUUGGCUUGCGGCGCGCUAGCUGGAUCCAUAUCGCAAACUCUAACAUACCCAUUCGAUGUGCUGAGACGAAAGAUGCAAGUGACCGGAAUGGCCCAUGGAGGGCUGGGAUAUCAUUACAAUGGUGCGUUUGAUGCGUUAGGUUCUAUCAUUCGCACGGAAGGAAUCCGAGGAUUGUAUCGUGGACUAUGGCCAAAUCUGCUCAAAGUCGCGCCUAGUAUCGCCACGUCGUUCUUCACCUAUGAGCUGGUGAAGGAGCUAUUGGUCACGCCAUAAUCUACAUUUGGCUACCCGUCGUUGGUCUGAUUCUACACUAGAUCUAGAUAAAUGUAGAUCAAUACAACCUUCUGGACACACUAUUAUAGUUUUAUUUUUUUUUUCUCGACGUACAUAUAGUAUAUAUACACCUGUAGUACAAGACAAUUAUACGGAGAAAUCCGGAUGGUAUUGAUACCGCCGGGA